AUGACCGCUUCAGAGCCAUUGACGAUCGAGGAAGAGUACGAGAUGCAGGAGUCGUGGCGUGUCGAUGAGAACAAGUGCACAUUCAUCAUCCUGGCACGAGAGACCCCCGAGCAAGAGAUCACCCCUGAGAACGCCCUUGCCCAACCCAUGGUCGGGGAUGUGAAUCUGUUCUUCAAUGACCACGAUGACCCUCACUCUGCCGAGAUUGAAAUCAUGAUCGCUGAGUCAAGCUGUAGACGCAAAGGAAUGGGACUUGAGGCCCUCCGCAUGAUGAUGACUUAUGCGUAUCAGUCUCUGGGAACAAAGAGGAUCACAGCCAAGAUUUCGACCGAGAACAAAGGCUCGAUCCAACUGUUUCUUACUCAGCUGGGGUUUGUUCAGAUCAGCUUCUCUCAGAUCUUUGAGGAGGUGACCCUGGAAAGGGUCUUGACUGUCUCGGACUCUUCUCUUCCCUCUUCCUUUGCACCCUCUACUUUGAGUGACACAGACGCAGAAAAAGUGGUGCAGACUUCGUCAUCGUCGUCGUCGGGGAAUGCUGACGUUGAUGAAACCAAAACCGACAGGGGUAGUAUCAGUGUUGUCAUUUCUUCAACACCUACGAAAUUUACGAACAAGAACGAAGAGGAUCAGGAAGACGACGAAGGAGACUGGAUUCAGGAACCCGCCACGGCUGCAGUGUUUGAGACGUUGGAGUUGAAUGAUUCGGACCUUGACCACCAGCGCGAGUAA
Molecule: messenger RNA, 729 nt
Organism: Linnemannia hyalina
Lineage: Eukaryota; Fungi; Mortierellomycota; Mortierellomycetes; Mortierellales; Mortierellaceae
Source: the annotation of a GenBank genome assembly